Molecule: messenger RNA, 3608 nt
Organism: Strongylocentrotus purpuratus (purple sea urchin)
Lineage: Eukaryota; Metazoa; Echinodermata; Echinoidea; Camarodonta; Strongylocentrotidae
Product: nose resistant to fluoxetine protein 6
Exons: 16
Coding region: 57-2462 (801 amino acids)
Molecular function (GO): acyltransferase activity, transferring groups other than amino-acyl groups
Source: RefSeq, a predicted model, not a curated record
GUUUGAAGUACUUAUACUGGCAUUCGCCUGGUGCUAGUCAAAACUAUUGCACCAAGAUGGCGCAGGGUCCGUGGUUACAUAAGACGGCGCUGGUGGUGCUAUGGAUAUCUUUGUGUCUUCAGGAUGUGACGUGCCAGUUGAACCCCCAGUUUGAAAGUUUGGUGAGAAAACAGAAAAAGACUUUUGAGGCUGCACGUUCCGUGGGGGAUCGCAAGGAAUUCUUCUCCGAAAGAGGAAUAGAUUUGGACUAUGUCGAAUCGCUCGAGAAAGACAACCAUAGGCUUGCACAGUUCGUGCGAACCCACCUCUCUGAGGCGGUGGAAGGUGCGAGGCAUGUUCAAGUGGAGGACAAACUCUGGUAUGGUUUAGAUGAUGACAGUCUCCUAUCUGAGAGAUGUUUCGAGGACACCAUGCAGUACUUCUCAGAUCUAGACAAGGGGGAAGUUUACGCACAAAGAAUGCGGGCGGCUCAUGGUGACAUCCUGCCAGAGACCCCGAACGUUUUCUAUACUUUCAACAUCAAGGACUAUGGCGACCUAUGGCUCUGUACAUCCAACACAGCCAACAAGACAUCGGGUGUGCCCUCUUUCGAUGCCCAGUACUGUGCAGGUUCUAUCCCUUUCGCAUUCGGAAGUGUGAUGGCUUGGGGUACAUGUUCACCCAAUACUUGCACCACUAAAGAAAUUCAAGCCGUAUCCGACACAAUAUGGACAGCUCUUGGUGUAUCAGAACCAUUCGUUAUCUAUGAAUGUAACGAACCAGAGGAAUGGAGGACAGCUGAUAUUGCAUUUCUGGCUCUGAUGUCAUUCUUUCUGUCCAUGGUAGUGGCGGGCACCUUCUACGAACUCUACAUUCAUAAGAUGGUACUGGUGAAGGUAUUAAGGCAAACGAAGGACAAGCGGGGAGAAGAUGAUCCUGUAGCUGAUUCAUCGGAGAUGUCGACGACAUCCAUCGAUGACCCGGAGGUAAUCGAGGUUGGUUCCGAGGUCAAGGAAAAUGGCGCGAAGUACAAUGGAGGAUUUGAAAAGGGGGAGGACGCUUUAAAGAAUGGGGAAUUACAUCGUGUGCAGAUGACAGAGGAGGCUAUCGUGAAGAAGGAGCAGAAGAAGCCCAAGAUCGAUCUGAAAUGGGCUAUCCUCGACGGUGUCAUGAUGUCCUUCUCGGCCGUCACCAACUGCAGCAAGAUCCUGAGUGCCAAGAAAACCAAAGGAAACCUGGCAGUUCUCAACGGCCUGAGGGUCAUCAGCAUGUUUUGGGUCAUCCUCGGACAUGCCAUGUCGUUUUACAUUGGUCGCCUUAGUAACUCUGGCCAACUCUGGCAAGAAGUACAAUCUUUCGGGUACCUGGCCAUCGUGAACUCAACUUAUUCAGUGGAUACAUUCUUCGUCCUCAGUGGAUUCCUCACCACUUACUUGACACUGAAGCAGAUCGACAGCAAACGACUUGGCAGUGCCUUUAGUUGGUUUGUCUUCUACUUUCAUCGUUGGUGGCGCCUUACGCCAGUGUACAUGGCGACCAUAGGCAUUUGGGCCUUGCUGAACCCGCACUUUGCCCAGGGUGUAUUGACCGAUGAAGUCCAUGAAAUGACUCGAGAGUACUGCGGGAAGACCUGGUGGGCUCACAUGCUGUAUAUCAAUAACUUCUAUCCCUGGCCCAAUGAUCUCGAGCAAACUUGUAUGGGUCAUGCAUGGUACCUGGCAAAUGACAUGCAGUUCUACAUCAUCAGUCCUCUCAUUCUCAUCAUCUUAUACAAGAAUUGGAAGGCAGGUAUGGCUCUUAUUGGUUCCAUCAUGAUCGUCUCGCUGGGAUCAUUGGCUGGUCUCAACUAUUAUUACGGUAUCAAUAUGGACCCAUGGUACCAACAACAGCCAUACAACGACCGUUUAGCCGACUACCCACAACAGGACGUCACCUACGCCAAACCUUACACCAGAAUUCCAACCUAUCUCGUUGGCAUGGUGACGGGUUAUAUCAUCUUCAAACUCAAAGGAAAGAAACUCAAACUUAGGAAGAUCUACGUCCUGGUUGGAUGGGUGUGUGCUCUCGGCACCCUCUUUGCUGUGAUCUACGGUGCUUAUGGCUGUCUCAAUCGCUACAUCGAGCAAUGGGAAUCCAUCAUCUACCUGACGUUUGGUCGUCUAGCCUGGGGAAUCGGCAUCGCUUGGAUCAUCUUCGCUUGUCUCCUUGGAUACGGGGGUCCUAUUGGAGUGUUGCUUGACUGGUCUUUCUGGAUUCCCAUGGGCCGUCUGACAUACUGUGCUUACCUGAUUCACCCCAUCUUAAUAUACAGCGCCAUCACUUACAACAAGACCCUCUUCCAUAUAGACUACAUGUCACUCAGCUUCUUCUUUGUGGGGUGUCUCGUGUUCUCUUACGUCUCAGCUUUGGUCAUGUCCUUGGUCUUGGAAAGUCCACCUAUGGGGUUGGAGAAGGUCAUGUUCGGAAAAUUCAAGACGAAGUAGACAAUCUGCUAACAAGACGAAUCUCUUAUAGCAGAUAAAAUUUAUCGGGGAGGGGGAUAGAUAGAUAUAGCAUUACAUAUAAUUGAAAACACCAGGGGGGCGUUUCACAAAACUGGUCAUCAGUGACAUAUGACAAUUUUUGAUAUAAGCUACUGAAAUGCUUGCUUCUUAUUGGUUAUCAGCAGAUUUGUUACUGAUUUUUGUCAUUUGUCAUUGAAAAAAGGCUUUGCGAAACGGGUCCCAGGACUAUAUUCCUUCUUUGUACUUUGUGUAUGAAAUUAAAUCAUAUGAUAAAAACAAGUAUUAUGUCCUUGGUCUUCGAAAGUCCACACAUAGGACUGGAGAAAGACAUGUUCGGAGAAUUCAAGAAGAAGUAGAUGAGCUGCCAACAAAAACUACCCCCCCCCCCCCAAUUCCGGACGAGCAGCAUUGGAUAACUAUACGCUUAUUCUAUUACCCCCAUGAGAGGUAUCUCUUUCUCUUUUUACAAUUAUAUGUAUUUUUCUGAGGGUAAUUUGGGUAAUUUCGAAGGUGAUACAAUCGCAGGAUAACUGUCUUAGGGAGUAAUUGCCCGAGGGUAUAGUUGUCCGGAUUUUUAUUGUCCCGAUAAUUUGUCACAUUAUUAAGAUAUUGCUAAAGAAGAUUUUACUUAAGUUCCAUUUUACUGAGGAUAAUAAGGUACAAUCAAAUUCCACUGCAUCAAUGAAUUCAUACCUUAAUAAUAUUUCAUUAAAGUCGUUUACCUAGAAUGGAUUAAUGCUCAUGUACUUUAUACUAUUCUCUUACGGUUAUGUUAGACAUUGUAAACAACGAUGCUCUGUUGCUCACAUAUACAUGGCUUACUGUGAAAUAUACAACGAUUAACAAUGAAUUGCUCACAAAUGUCCUCUUUAUAACUUUAUAACUGUCCACUUUAUAAUCACUCCAAACCUGUUUAUUGACAAUAAAUUAAAUAAUAAACUUAAAGCAGAGGUUACAUUCAAACCUUGUCCUUCAUCUCGCCCAUGUUAUUUAACCCUGUUUUUGUUUUUGUGUAGUGUUUUUGUAUAAUCUUACAUAGGGACAGAAAAUGUAUUAAUUACAAGAAGGCCUAUGUUCUAGUAAUAAACAGCAGAAAGCAAAUAAAUGAGUGUCUUGAUAAACAAA